CGCUUCAAUACCAAAAACUCCUACCGCCCUUUUAAAAACAACACAAAACCAAACCAAUAAAAACAUCGCCCACUGUUCCAUCCGCCACCGCCCCAACUCCGCAGCCCCUCAUCCCUUCCCGGCCGCCGCAUUAUGGCCGGCGAUAACCCGGACAAGGCAAUCUACCUCCACGGCGACCUCGACCUCAGGAUCAUCGAGGCCCGCUGCCUUCCUAACAUGGACCUCGUCUCCGAGCGCCUCCGCCGCUGCCUCACCGCGUUCGAUCUCUGCCGCCGCCCCUUCGCCAAAAGCCGCAGCCACGACCGCCGCCACCACCACCGCAAGAUCAUCACCAGCGACCCUUACGUCACGGUCUGCCUCGCCGGCGCCCGGGUCGCCCGGACCCGGGUCAUAUCCAACUCCCAGGAUCCGAUUUGGGACGAGCAUUUCCAGAUCCCCUUAGCUCACCCCGUUUCUCAGGUCGAUUUUCAAGUCAAGGACAACGACAUGUUUGGCGCCGAGCUAAUCGGAAUUGCAUCCGUGCCGGCAAGCCGAAUUGCUUCAGGCGAACUAAUCGACGAUUGGUUCCCAGUAAUCGGAUCAUACGGAAAGCCCCCAAAACCCGACUCGGCCAUCCGGGUACAAAUGACGUUUACGCCCUUCCACAAGAACCCGGUUUACAAAAACGGCAUUUCCGAGGAUUACAAGUUGAAGCAGAGCUAUUUCCCGUCUCGUCAUGGAGGUAAGGUCACACUCUAUCAGGAUGCUCACGUGAAGGAUGGGAUGUUGCCGGAAAUCGAGCUUGAUGGUGGGAAAAAGUUCGAGCACGGGAAGUGUUGGGAGGACAUUUGUCACGCGAUUUUGGAGGCGCAUCACUUAGUGUACAUUGUUGGGUGGUCGAUUUUUCAUAAGGUGAAGUUGGUGAGAGAACCGAGCAAGCCAUUGCCGAAAGGUGGGGAUUUGAAUCUUGGGGAGUUGCUUAAGUACAAGUCGCAGGAAGGGGUGAGGGUUUUGCUGUUGGUUUGGGACGACAAGACAUCGCACAACAAGUUCUUUUUUAAGACGGAAGGAGUGAUGCAAACUCAUGACGAAGAAACUCGGAAGUUUUUCAAGCACUCGUCUGUCACAUGUGUGCUAGCCCCCCGUUACGCAAGUAGUAAGCUCAGCUUUUUCAAGCAGCAGGCAUGCUUUGUUGUUGGAACUCUUUAUACGCACCAUCAGAAAUGUGUUAUUGUGGACACUCAAGACUAUGGCAACAACAGAAAGAUAACUUCUUUCAUUGGCGGUCUCGAUCUCUGUGAUGGACGCUAUGAUACUCCCGAACAUAGACUGUUUCGUGAUCUCGACACUGUAUUUGAGAAUGAUUAUCAUAAUCCAACCUUUCCUCCGGGAAAGAAAGGACCAAGACAACCUUGGCAUGAUCUACAUUGCAAAAUUGAAGGUCCGGCCGCUUAUGAUGUGCUCACAAACUUUGAACAACGGUGGAGAAAAGCCACUAAAUGGUCUGAGUUUGGACAACGCUUUAAAAAGAUUUCACAUUGGCAUGAUGACGCUUUGAUUAAGGUUGAAAGAAUAUCCUGGAUUAAUAGUCCGUCACCAACUGUUCCAAAUGAUGACCCUUCAUUAUGGGUUUCAUUGGAAGACAGUCCAGAAAACUGGCAUGUUCAGGUUGUGAAGGGUUUAACAUUAACAAUUUUACCUCAGCUUCUUAUUUAUUUAUAUCGACAGAUUUUCCGGUCCAUAGAUUCGGGAUCGCUGAAAGGAUUUCCCAAAAAUGUCCAUGCAGCUGAGGAACAAAACCUAGUGUGUGCGAAAAAUUUGGUGAUAGACAGAAGCAUUCAAAUGGCUUAUAUCCAUGCUAUAAGAUGUGCACAACAUUUCAUAUACAUUGAGAACCAAUAUUUCCUCGGGUCAUCUUAUGCUUGGCCAUCUUAUGAAAAUGCAGGCGCUGACAAUUUAAUCCCUAUGGAACUUGCACUAAAGAUAGCCAGUAAAAUAAGAGCAAAAGAAAGAUUCACAGUUUAUAUUGUUAUCCCUAUGUGGCCAGAGGGAGUUCCGGAUUCUGCCUCAGUACAAGAAAUCCUUUUUUGGCAGUGGCAAACAAUGCAAAUGAUGUAUGAGAUCAUUGCUAAAGAGAUCAAGUCUGCUGAACUCGAGAAUGCACAUCCAACAGACUAUCUAAAUUUCUACUGUCUUGGCAAUCGAGAGCAAUGCCCUGAAGAAGAAGUAAAUGUUGAUGGUCAAAACUCAUCUAGUUCGGACACAAAUUCAAAAAAAUUCCGAAGAUUUAUGAUUUAUGUACAUGCCAAGGGCAUGAUUGUGGAUGAUGAGUACGUGAUACUCGGUUCUGCCAAUAUAAACCAACGGUCAAUGGCUGGUUCAAGAGAUACUGAAAUUGCCAUGGGUGCUUAUCAACCCCAUUACACUUGGGCUAAAAAACAGGAACAUCCUUUGGGCCAGAUAUAUGGAUACCGUAUGUCACUUUGGGCAGAACACAUUGGAAGUAUUCACAAGUGUUUCAAGGAACCUAAAAACUUAGAGUGCGUAAAGUAUGUGAAUAGUGUGGCGGAAGAUAAUUGGAAUAGGUACACAGCAAACGAGUUCACUUCAUUAAAAGGGCAUAUCCUAAAAUACCCGGUGGCAAUAGAUGCUGAUGGGAAGGUUAGUUCUUUGCCCGGACAUGAAAAUUUCAUCGAUGUUGGUGGUAAGGUGCUGGGAUGUCCAACAAAUUUGCCAGAUGCAUUGACUACUUGAAUUGUCUUCACAUUUUCACGUAACAUAGUUUUUGUAUGAAUCCUUUGUUGUACCAACAAAAACCCCACACUAAAGGGGUAUUAUGAAUACAAUGUGAAAUUAGAGAAGUUGAAUACCAAACUAAAACAAAAUGUUUUCGAGCUUUUGGUACCGGUUGUGUUGUGCGACGAAUUAUAUCGGAAAAAAUAACUUCAAACUUUAGUGUCACAGCAAUUUGUAUUUUCGUUUUCAA
Messenger RNA from Striga asiatica, 2965 nucleotides. Lineage: Eukaryota; Viridiplantae; Streptophyta; Magnoliopsida; Lamiales; Orobanchaceae. The record is from the annotation of a GenBank genome assembly.